AAUGGGUUUGCUGUUCCAGGAGCCUGUGACGUUCAGGGAUGUGGCCGUGUCCUUCAGCCAGGAUGAGUGGUUGCACCUGGCCCCUGCUCAGAGAACCUUGUACCGAGAGGUGAUGCUGGAGAACUACAGCAACCUGGCCUCGCUGGGGAUUCUGUGUCCCAAGCCUAAGGUCAUCUCUCAGUUAGAGCAAGCAGAAGACUUCCAGAUGGUGAAAAGUGGACCGUUUCAAGGUGUAUACCUCGGAUGGAAGAGCUUGUUUGAACCCAUAGUUUCAAAAGAAGAAAAUAAGGAAGUCUUGAAAAACCAGAGAGUGGAUAAUUUUUUUGAUUUCAUAUUAGGAAAAACAUGUGUAAAUGAGGAACUGUUAGAGGAGCAACCACACAAUAAGAAAAACCCUUUCAGCGAAAUGCUGCUUUCUGUUAGGAGAGACUGUAUACGAGAGAAGGGCUUUCCAGGGAUCGAACUUGUGAGAAAUCCUGGUAUAAAGCCUCCAUUUCCUAGGAAAGCUGGAGUUGCCUCCAGAGGGAGAAAGCCCCACUCCCAGCAGCACUCAGUUCUAUUCAAACAACUGGGAUUCAACACAGUACGCAAGUUUUAUAAAUGCAACAUCUGUGGGAAAGCCUUUCUCCACCGUUCUUCCCUGAGCAAACAUCAGAGGGUUCACACUGGAGAGAAGCUCUACAAAUGUAAGGAGUGUCGGAAAGCUUUCAGCCAAUGCUCGUCCCUGACCCAGCACCUGAGAGUCCAUACUGGAGAAAAGCCGUACAUCUGUAGUGACUGUGGCAAGGCCUUCAGCUUCACCGCCUCUCUCAUUGGGCAUCGGAGGAUGCACACCGGAGAGAGACCCUACCCAUGUAAGGAAUGUGGCAAGACCUUCAAAGGCAGCUCAUCUCUUAAUAAUCACCAACGGAUCCACACUGGAGAAAAGCCUUACAAGUGUGACGAGUGUGGGAGAGCCUUUAGCCAGUGCUCGUCUCUUAUUCAGCAUCAUAGGAUUCACACUGGGGAGAAACCGUACGAAUGCAGCCAGUGUGGGAAGGCCUUUAUGUCCAUAUCACGGCUGAGCAGACACCACCGCAUCCACACCGGAGAGAAGCCCUUUCACUGUAAUAUGUGUGGCAAAGUGUUCAGUUACCACUCAGCCUUGAUUAUCCAUCAGAGAAUUCACACUGGAGAGAAACCAUAUGCAUGCAAGGAAUGUGGGAAAGCCUUCAGCCAAAGUUCAGCACUUAGCCAACAUCAGAGAAUCCACACUGGAGAGAAGCCAUACAAGUGCGAGGAAUGUGGAAAGGCCUUUUCCUGGAUCUCGCGGCUUAACAUCCACCACAGAAUCCACACAGGGGAGAAACCUUAUCGCUGUAAAGAAUGCGGGAAAGCUUUUAGUUCCCACUCUGCAGUCAAUACUCACAGAAAAAUCCACACUGGUGAGAAACCUUAUAAAUGCAGUGACUGCGAAAAAGCCUUCAACCAAAGCUCAGCCCUUAUCCAGCAUCAGAGAAUCCACACCGGAGAGAAGCCGUUUAACUGUAAGGCUUGUGGGAAGGCCUUCCGGCAGAGUUCGUCGCUUAUGACACACACGAGGAUUCACACAGGAGAGAAGCCUUACAAGUGCACGGUGUGCGGGAAAGCAUUCAGUCAGAGCUCGUCUCUUGCCAACCACGAGAAGACACAUUACUGAGGAAAAGCAUAGAAGGAAAACGCAUGUGGCAAAUCUGCCUUGAGACCUUUAUUCCCAGCUGACUGUAACAGAAUUCAUCCCGAGGGUGGUGAGUGGCAGUUAGCUGGGAGUGAGCGUGAAGGUAGAUUCAGCAAGCAUCAGGCAUUUGUGGUCAGUAUUAACUUGUGAGUGUUUGGAAAACUUACAUAGAGUACUUUCCAUAUGUUCUGAAGUUUUGCUGAUGGCGGUAUCAACACUGAGACUGAAGGAUUGAAAUUUUCUCUAUAGUGAUGCAGAGUUAAUAGCCACGAGUUUUUUUUAACAGCACUGGGGCUGCUGGUUUAGGGGAAAAAUGCAUUCUUCAGACUAGCUGAGGGUCUCUGCAGAACAAUGCCUUUGAGUGUGAAUGCAAAAUAGCUGAGUUAGAAAAAAUGAGAAAAGAUAUCUACAUAGAUAACUCACAGCUGCCUCGUGGUCACUAAAGUUUUCUUUUUUAAU
Molecule: messenger RNA, 2155 nt
Organism: Apodemus sylvaticus (European woodmouse)
Lineage: Eukaryota; Metazoa; Chordata; Mammalia; Rodentia; Muridae
Gene: Znf879
Product: zinc finger protein 879
Exons: 3
Coding region: 2-1678 (558 amino acids)
Biological process (GO): negative regulation of transcription by RNA polymerase II
Molecular function (GO): DNA-binding transcription repressor activity, RNA polymerase II-specific
Source: RefSeq, a predicted model, not a curated record